This is a messenger RNA of Clavispora lusitaniae ATCC 42720, 324 nucleotides long. RefSeq lists its product as uncharacterized. The record is from RefSeq and is a predicted model, not a curated record. Gene Ontology annotation, cellular component: membrane. Lineage: Eukaryota; Fungi; Ascomycota; Pichiomycetes; Serinales; Metschnikowiaceae.
AUGGAACACCCUGCUUUCACAUUGUCUGGUUUGUGCCUCGUUGGAGGCACAAUGGGAUAUCUCCGUAAAAACUCAAAGCCUUCUUUGGUUGCCGGCAUUGCAUUUGGCGCAUUGUAUGGAGUUGCUGGUUACUUGUUGAAGAACAACGCCGACUGGGGUUUGGAAUUGGCUUUGGGCUGUUCAUCCACUUUGCUUGUUGCAGGUUUCAGCAGGUCUUCAUCUACAAACUUCAAGAAGCCUGUUCCUUUGGUGUUGCUUGCUUUGGGCGGUUUGUCUACUGCUUACUACGGUAAGAAAUACAAUGAGUUCUAUCCUCUUUUCUAA